Messenger RNA from Acanthopagrus latus (yellowfin seabream), 1207 nucleotides. RefSeq names its product peptidyl-prolyl cis-trans isomerase-like. Gene Ontology annotation, molecular function: peptidyl-prolyl cis-trans isomerase activity. Gene Ontology annotation, biological process: protein folding; protein peptidyl-prolyl isomerization. Gene Ontology annotation, cellular component: intracellular membrane-bounded organelle. Bases 97 to 594 code for a protein of 165 amino acids. The record is from RefSeq and is a predicted model, not a curated record. The transcript has 5 exons. Lineage: Eukaryota; Metazoa; Chordata; Actinopteri; Spariformes; Sparidae.
AGAGACCUAAACAGACAGGGCGAGUCUGACGCGGCGUCAGGGCUCCAGUCAAGUGCAAUUUUUAGCAUCUUUUAAUCACAUCUCACGUUUAUAAACAUGACAAACCCGCGAGUUUUCUUUGACGUGACUAUCGAUGGCGUCAACGCAGGCAGGAUUAUAAUGGAGCUCCGGGCCGACGUGGUCCCGAAGACUGCAGAAAACUUCCGUGCUCUGUGCACCGGAGAGAAAGGUUUUGGCUACAAGGGCUCCAGCUUUCACCGUCUCAUCCCUAAAUUCAUGUGCCAGGGUGGAGAUUUUACCAACCACAACGGAACCGGAGGCAAAUCCAUCUAUGGGGAGAAGUUUGCUGAUGAGAACUUCCAGUUGAAGCACUCGGGCAUGGGCACGCUCUCCAUGGCGAACGCCGGGCCCAACACCAACGGGUCCCAGUUCUUCAUCUGCACGGCUUCAACUGACUGGCUGAACGGGAAACACGUGGUGUUUGGCAAAGUCGUGGAGGGCAUUGAUGUUGUCAAGGCGAUAGAGAAGCAAGGCACAAAGAGCGGCACCCCAAAAGCCAAGGUCGUCAUCGCCGACUGUGGAGAGCUGAAAUAGUGCGUCGGAGCUCCUUCGGUUCCGCCUGUUCACCUCGUUCUCUCUGUGCUCUCAGAAACAUAAAUUGCCUAAAACACUGACUUUAAGUAUUUUAAAUGUGUGUGUAUUUUCUGCUACUUAAAUUUUAAACAGUCACAUUUAAUGCAACAUCUUUCUACAACGCCGAGUAAAUUAAAAUACUAGAUGUGAACAGAAUCUGUAAUGCAUCUUUUAUGUGAAAUACUUGAAUGAUAACACUUGAAAAACUCAAUAUGUUUAAGUAGAAGUUCCCCUUAACUUUGUAUAUAUUUAUUCAUUUAUUGGAUGGAAAAACUGUUUCGCAUUAAAUGUGACUAUUACUAUUGAACUUAUAAGAUUGGAUAUGAAAAUGUACAUGUAAUUAAAAUACUUAGUCACCAUUUUAGGCAAAUUAUCUUCGUGUUUAUAUCUGCAGCAUCCGUAGAAAAACACCCCAAUGAUCCCACUUUCUCCAGUAAAAAUGUCCUCUCUCCUGUGCUGAUAUUUGUUGUGUAAUAUUUUGUACCUUCUAAUCUGUUGUUUAAGGACCACAUUUGUUAACAAAAUCUGGAUAAAAUGAUGGUGAUCGUGUAAAUAAAACCACAUGAAAGCUUAA